UGGAUCUCGCUGGAAAGCAAGGAGAUCGGGAACUCUGCACCGUUGCUAGAGGGUUGGCCUAGCUGUAUAAACUAUAUCCGGAGUUGGGCCUAGCGUUAUAAGGAGGCAGCCUUGCAAGGAGCCCCAGGGAGGAAGUGUCUCGGGCCCCAGUGACGGAGCGUCAGCCCACCACCGCGUUAAGCACCCAUGCCAGGAGAAAGGCUUAAUGGUUACACACGUUUGAGCAGGCCUUCCCUCGAGAAAGAAAAUGGCGGCAGAGCAAACCCAUCCCGCAGCCCUGUUCCAGGCUUACUUUGGGCACAAAGCGAAGAUGGGGGAACAGAUUUUAGCUGGCCACAAAGCAGGAAGAGGCCACGAGGACCAUGAGGCUGGGAGCAGUGGAGGAUUCUGGGAACAACCAGCGCAGAAGAAGGUCCUUGGUUCCCAGGCGGUGGUCAAGGCAGGAGGUUCACAGGACAGAACGCAAGAAAAGGAGGAGGUGCAGGGAGCGUUGGCCAAGGUAACCACGGAUUACCCAGAGGCAAAGAAGGCUUUGCCAGAGACCACGAAGUGGCCAACGUUCAAGGGGACCGUACAGGCCGCUGACAGAGGGGCCACUUCACUGGGUGAUGAGAAGGACUGCAAUAAAGAGAGGAAGCAGCAGAAAAGGAAAGGAAAAGUGAAACGGAAGUGGGAGGACAAAUCUUGUGCUCCUCAAGAAGCUGAACACCAAAAAAUUCUCACCGGAGAGAAAAUAUACCCAUGCUUGGAGUGUGGGAAACAAUUCAGUCGCAACUCAGACCUUACACUGCAUCAGCAAUUCCACGAAGGCAAGAACCACUACAAAUACUCGGAAUAUGAAAAGAGCUUCCAUCAGACCAUUUUCCUUAUAUCACAUCAAAAAAUUCUCGCAGACAAGAAGCGCUAUGAAACAGAGUGUGGAAAAAGUUUAAUUCCUAGAAGAAGCCUUAGAUCGCAUCAAAGAAUACACAAAGGGGAAAAGCCAUAUAAAUGCUCGGAUUGCGGAAACAGUUUCAGCAGUAGCGAAACCCUUAAAGAGCAUGAAAGUAUUCACACAGGCGAGAAGCCCUAUGAAUGCUUCAAUUGUGGAAAGAGCUUUAGUCAAAUAAAAAACCUUAGAGAGCAUCAACGAAUCCACACUAGCAAAAAACGCUAUAAAUGUUCAGAGUGUGGAAAGAGCUUCCGUGGUAGCACAAGCCUGAAAACACAUCAAAGAAUUCACACAGGGGAGAAACCCUAUAAAUGUUCUCAAUGUGGAAAGAGCUUCAGUCGAAAUGACCAGCUUAAAACACAUCAAAUAAUACACACAGGCGAGAAGCCCUAUAAAUGUUUUGAAUGUGGAAAAAGCUACAAUUAUAACACACAGCUUAAAACACAUCAAAUAACCCACACAGGGGAGAGGCCGUAUAAAUGCUCUGAGUGUGGAAAGAGCUUUGGUCGGAAUACACACCUGAAGAGACAUCAAAGAAUUCACACAGGGGAGAAGCCCUAUGAAUGCUCACAAUGUGGAAAAAAAUUCAGCGCUAGCAGUAUCCUUAAAUCACAUCUAAGAACCCACACAGGUGAGAAGCCCUAUAAAUGCUCUGAGUGUGGAAAUUGUUUUAGUGAGAGCUAUACACUUCGUGAGCAUCAAAAAAUUCAUUCAGGGGAGAAGCCAUAUAAAUGCUCUGAGUGUGGGAAAAGCUUCCGUCAUAACACACUCUUUAAAACACAUCAAAGAAUCCAUGCAGGUGAGGAUCCAUUUAUAUGCUCUGAAUGUGGGAAGAGUUUUAGUCAUAGUGGAAGCCUUAAAGCACAUCAAAAAAUCCACUCUGGAGAGAAGCCUUAUAAAUGCUCUGAAUGUGGAAAGAGUUUUAGUGAUAGCAGAGGCCUUAAAUCACAUGAAACAAUCCACACUGGCAAGAAACCAUAUAUGUGUACUGAGUGUGGAAAAACGUUUAGUCUCAGUAGAAGCCUUAAAAGACAUCAAAUAAUCCACACGGGAGAAAAGCCAUAUAAAUGUUCUGAGUGUGGAAAAGGUUUUGGUCUUAGUAGAAAUCUUAAAAGACAUCUAAUGAAUCACACAGGAGAGAAGCCCUAUAAAUGUUCUGAGUGUGAACGUAGCUUCAUUGAGAUUUACACACUUCGUGAGCAUCAAAAAAUUCAUACAGGAGAGAAACCCUACAAAUGUGCUGAGUGCGGAAAGAGCUUCAGUCGUAGAACACACUUGAAAACACAUCAAAGAAUCCAUACUGGUAUUAAGCCCUAUCAAUGCUCUGAUUGUGGAAAGAGCUUCAACAGUAGUGCAUACCUUAAAACACAUCAAAGAAUUCAUACAGGUGAGAAGCCCUAUACAUGUUCAGAAUGUGGAAAGGGUUUCAAUGCUAGCAGUAACUUUAAAGCACAUCAAAGAAUUCACAGUGGGGAGAAGCCUUUCAAAUGCAAUGACUGUGGAAAGAGUUUCAGUAUCCGCAGGACCCUUAAAGAACACCAAAGAAUACACAUAGGUUAGAAGCCCUAGAAAUGCUGAAGAUUGCCAUGAUAGAUACCUCUGUACGGGCUAUGUGCCCAGGAGGCAUAUUGUGAGGCAUGGGAGUCUCUAUUUCAGAUUAAUUGCCUCUUAGGUUUGUUGCUUGAAAUGCAGCAUUAGGGAUAUUUUUUGAUUUCCCUCUGCUGUCAGCUUGAUGCAGUCAUGUGUUUAAUUAAACUAUAUGAUGCUUACUGCUUCGUCUGCUCUUUAUCAAAAAUUGCGCCUCGGCACCUACUGGCCUUUAAGUGCUGUGUUUCCUCACACCACUGGAUCUCUGGGUAGGCUGUUCUCUUUGGCUCUAAUCUCCAAAAUGGGGAGCAAAAACAGACUGCUGGGUGGUUGGACAGCAGUCUCUGCCUAAGACUCGGUCCCCUUUGCUUGCCUUGCUUUUAAUCUCGCUUAAUUCUGCAUCGUCUUUUUGGCUGGUUGCCCCUAGCUUCCUCUCUCAGUCCUGUUCUGAGCAAAUAGGAUCAUAGAAUCAUAGAAUAGCAGAGUUGGAAGGGGCCUAUAAGGCCAUCAAGUCCAACCCUCCUGCUCAAUGCAGGAAUCCACCCUAAAGCAUCCCUGACAGAUGGUUGUCCAGCUGCCUCUUGAAUGCCUCUAGUGUGGGAGAGCCCACGACCUCCCUAGGUCAUUGGUUCCAUUGUCGUACUGCUCUAACUGUGUUUCCUGGGUAAAUACCUUGGUGGGAUGCACGAAUCUAAAGAUGCAAUCUGUGCAUGCCUGAUAAAAAACAAAGUUCCUAUAGGUCCCAUAUCUUGUGGUUUCAAUUGUUAGGAACACCCCACCCCACCCCAGACUUCUUUGGCUAUUGGGCAGUACAGUAAUGUAAAAAAAUAUAAACUCCCAGCAUUUCUCAGCCAGCUGAGUGUUAACUUGGAACUGAACAGGUUGAAUAAGUUUGCUAACAAAAAACUGAAGAGGCUACACGGGACUAAAGAUGGCUAAUUUGAUCUGGAAUGGUGUGAACGAGGGUUUUGGGGAGACCUACAAGAAGACCCCUAAAAGACUCAGACUCCUAUUUAAAAAGGCCUGUUCUUCUACUUUAGACACCUGACCUUUGCAAGAAGUCCUUGGCAUUUUGAUUCUAUGUUAAUUGAUGUUAUGGUAUUAUAAUACUUCAAAGUAAGACUUUACAGGAUUGGCUUUGAAAGAAAAAAAAAUGCAGCUGGCAUUACAGACCAAGAUCAAAGUCACAGUGAAUUGUGCUAGCAGACAAUCCAACAUGAGUGGAUGGUCAGAUACCCAAUAAGGGGAAGAAAAUCCUUGUUAGACAUCCUGUGUCGUACGCAUGCAGUGAAGAAAUGUCCUUACUUGAUGCCUUCUGAGUAGAAGACGUCAUAACAAUGCACAGAGCAGUGAGCUUCGGCUAUGGGGUGGUAUAUAAAUGUAAUAAAUAAAUAAAUCGGGUGGACGUGUUUGGGUAGAAUGUGACCAAAUAUGAACAAGCAUGGUCAUGAAUUCAAAGAAGAUGCAUCAGAGAGAAACCAUCGAGACAAUGUGCCAGAAGACACUUUAAACCAUGGUGGUUAAGCCAGAAAGCCUGGCUGUGUUCAGAAGACACCUUAAACCACGGCUUUAACCAUGGUGAAUAAAGCAAAAAGCCUUAUUCACCGUGGUUAAAGCCAUGUUUUAAGGUGUCUUCUGAAAGGGGUCAAAAUGCGCCUAAAAUUUUCCCAAACCACAUUAAUCAUAAAAUGACAUGUUAUUGGAGGUGGUAAGUAGACACCUCGCUUCUGAUGGGUGAAUGGGUGGUCUAAACACACACUCACCUUGUUUUGAUUGGAAGAUGGGAAUCUCAUCACUCAUUGGGGCUCCCCCACCUCUGGCCAGAACAGGUGUAUAAAAGCAUAGGUAGCGUUUGCUUUUAUUUUAUUUUCCCUUUUGUUUCUCCCCCACUUCUUUUUUCUUCCAUUUCAUUUUCUUGCUGCUUUGCCUACCUAGACUGCUAGAGUCAAAGUUUUAGGUAACUACAAAACUCUUUAGACUCUUAAAUUUUAUGACUUGCAAGUUUAAUUCUGUACAUGCCUAGAGGAAAUGACUUAUGCUUUAGCUUCGUUUUUAUAUUUAAGUAAUGUGCAGGAGGAAGUACAAAAGAGAGUUAACAUUUUUUUAGUAUGUUUUAGUUUAGCUUUAUAAAUCAAGUAGAAUUCAAGAGUAAUGAAGAAGAGUCAUAACUAUGUUAGAAGUUCAGUUUGUUAUUCUCUCUCGCUACAUUUGCAAUGCCAGCUUUCUUAAUUGCAAUUCCUUUGGUUAAUCUCGUAUUUAUGUUACAUUCUCUUUCACGGCCGAUAAUGUAAUCAACGGUGGGGGGGGGGGAUUUUAAUGCUCAUAAAACCACCAUGCUGCUUUGCUUAAUUUUUGUAAUUUUCCUAAAUAAAGCAUUUAAUAGAUUUCAAUUUA
Messenger RNA from Elgaria multicarinata webbii, 4912 nucleotides. RefSeq names its product zinc finger protein 665-like. Lineage: Eukaryota; Metazoa; Chordata; Lepidosauria; Squamata; Anguidae. Gene Ontology annotation, biological process: regulation of DNA-templated transcription. The transcript has 4 exons. The record is from RefSeq and is a predicted model, not a curated record. Bases 248 to 2491 code for a protein of 747 amino acids. Gene Ontology annotation, molecular function: RNA polymerase II cis-regulatory region sequence-specific DNA binding; DNA-binding transcription factor activity, RNA polymerase II-specific.